AUGAUUGCCGGAAACGAUCUAUCUCCUUAUGCAACCGGCCCGAUGCCGGUGGCACAAGUAGAUCAAUCUACGGGUUACUUUCUUAACGUUGAUGAUAUUCGAAGGGAGGAAUAUCCUAUGCUUCAAGGAAUAACCUACCUCGAUCAUACAGGGACAACCUUGUAUGCCAGAUCAUUGGUUACUGCCAUUUCUCAUGACUUAACCACGAAUCUAUUCGGAAACCCACACUCUGGCUCUUCAUCUUCACAACUAUCAAGUGCGAGGAUUGACAACACAAGGAUUGAGGUUCUGCGCUUCUUGAAUGCAGAUCCUGGUCUGUUCGAUGUGGUUUUUGUUGCCAACGCCACUGCUGCCAUCAAGCUAGUCGCCGAUGCCUUCGGAGACCAUGUAGAGGGUUUCUUUUACGGCUAUCACGUCGAUUCACAUACAAGUCUGGUUGGUGUGAGGGAAUUGGCUAGGCUAGGUAGUGAAUGCUUUUCCAAUGAUGGUGUUGAGCGAUGGCUCACCGCAUCAGCUAAGCUGCCACAUUCUCAAAGGCUCCGUGCGCUCUUUGGUUAUCCAGGGCAAUCAAAUUUAUCAGGUUAUCGACCACCCCGAGGUUGGUGUUCACGCAUUUAUGAAUUGCGGAAGUUCCAUGGUCAACAAAUAUUCUCUUUAUAUGAUGCUGCUGCUCGGCUUCCUACCGCUUCCUUGGAUCUCAGUAACCCUCUUGAUGCCCCUGAUUUCACAGCUUUAAGUUUUUACAAGAUAUUUGGCCUACCUGAUCUCGGCGCCUUAAUAGUAAGGAAAGAAUGCGCAGGUGUUUUUCAGGAUCGCAAAUUUUUCGGUGGAGGGACAGUUGAUAUGAUUAUCUCACUAGAUUAUCAAUGGCACGCGAGCAAGCAAUCAUCCCUGCAUGGCCGCCUUGAGGAUGGUACUGUUCCAUUCCAUAGCAUCGCUGCCCUGGGAUUGGCGUUGAAAACACAUUCUCGACUUUUUGGAUCCAUGGACAACAUUUCCCGACAUACUUCAUUUUUAGCGCAGCAUGUGUACAACAGACUCUCUUCUUUGAGGCACGCUACGGGAGCGGCGGUGUGCCAUAUUUAUGGCCGGUCAGCGUCCGACGAGGGAGACUCCUAUGGCCCAAUGAUUGCUUUCAAUCUGCGAGAUGCCGAAGGGAACUGGAUUGGGAAGACUGAGGUUGAGAAGUUGGCGUCUAUCAAGGACAUCCAAUUUCGGACAGGCGGUUUGUGCAACCCUGGCGGUAUCGCAUCCCAUCUUGACUUGUCAGCUUCAGAGUUGAAAGCGAAUUUUGCUGCUGGCCAAAAAUGCGGAGACGACAACGACGUCCUAAAUGAUAAGCCGACUGGGGUUAUCCGCGUGAGCUUUGGAGCUAUGAGCAACCUUACAGACGCAGACAAGCUCAUUGAUUUCAUUGAAGAAUUCUUCGUUCGAGGUUGCCACAUACCACUGUUGCCUCCCUUGACGCCACCAGCAACACCGGGCACAAGCUCGUUUCGUGUACAGAAUCUCUCUAUAUUCCCAAUAAAAAGCUGUGCUGCAUUCAAUAUUCCUCCAGGGAUAGCAUGGCAAGUUCGAGACGAAGGGCUGGCUUGGGAUCGAGAAUGGUGUCUCAUCCACCAAGGUACGGGCGUGGUGUUGAACCAGAAGAAACUCCCCAAAAUGGCAAUGAUCCGUCCAUCCAUUGACCUCGAUCGACGCGUACUGAGGGUGCAGCAUAAUAUUGGCACCUCCAUGCAUAUGAUUCUGGAGAUUAGCCUUGACUCGGAAACUGACAACGAGAUCCUCGUGCAAACGUGUAAUGCCUCGAGUAUUCAAUCAGCCAUCGUAUGUGGCGGACGGCAGAAAGUGCAGAUCCUCACUCCGAGGAAGAUUGCAGACUUUUUUACGGCGGCGCUCGAAGUUCCAUGCACGCUGGCAAGACAUCAGAAACCCACUGCCGCAGAUCAAAUUGCAUGUUCUCUAUCAGAGCUAGUGACGCAAUCAAUGCCCGGAUAUUUUCCAGACCCCAAACCAAUGUCAUUACCCAAGACCACGUUCCUGGCCAACGAAAGCCCAAUUCUGCUAAUUUCGCAAAGCAGCGUCGACAAUCUCAAUCUGAAUAUUCAGGCUAGCGAUCCAGAUGCAAAGCCUGUACCAACCGAUUCGUUCCGAGGCAAUAUUGUCAUUGCGCAGGAGCCUAGCCAGAGGGCAUCCCCAUAUGUAGAAGAUCAGUGGACAUCACUCGAGAUCGGUGAGGACCCGAGCAACCAGUUCAGAGUCAUGGGGCCUUGCCAUCGAUGUCAAAUGGUCUGCGUGGACCAGCAGAGCGCCAAGAGGGGACAAGAACCUUUCACCACAUUGGCGAAGACCAGAAGGAGGGAUGGUAAGGUGUGGUUUGGAAUCCACCUCGAUCCCGCGACUGGUACGGAGAAUAGAAGGAUUGGAGGGAGGAGGUUCGUCAAAAUUGGAGAUGUGGUGACAGCGCGAUGA
Messenger RNA from Endocarpon pusillum Z07020, 2472 nucleotides. RefSeq lists its product as uncharacterized. Lineage: Eukaryota; Fungi; Ascomycota; Eurotiomycetes; Verrucariales; Verrucariaceae. The coding region runs from base 1 to 2472 and encodes 823 amino acids. The record is from RefSeq and is a predicted model, not a curated record. Gene Ontology annotation, biological process: Mo-molybdopterin cofactor biosynthetic process. The transcript has 2 exons. Gene Ontology annotation, molecular function: molybdenum cofactor sulfurtransferase activity; pyridoxal phosphate binding; molybdenum ion binding.